This is a messenger RNA of Alternaria incomplexa, 555 nucleotides long. RefSeq lists its product as uncharacterized. Bases 1 to 555 code for a protein of 184 amino acids. Gene Ontology annotation, molecular function: flavin-dependent sulfhydryl oxidase activity; flavin adenine dinucleotide binding. Gene Ontology annotation, cellular component: mitochondrion. The transcript is spliced from 2 exons. The record is from RefSeq and is a predicted model, not a curated record. Lineage: Eukaryota; Fungi; Ascomycota; Dothideomycetes; Pleosporales; Pleosporaceae.
AUGGCGCAGGAAUCGAAUGAGAAGGAUGAAGGUCAGGAUAUCGCAGGAAGGCCUGGGUACAAGAAGCUGGCGACUGGCAUUAUACUUGGUCCUGAUGGCAAGCCAUGCCGAGCCUGCAACGACCUAACCUCCCUCAUGGCCAUGUCAGGCAAAAUGCCCAAAAAGCGCACACCAGCCGCCGCUCCUCCCACAACCGCACCCUCCCUCCCCGCCGACUGCCCACCCGACGUCGAAGCCCUCGGCCGCUCCUCAUGGACCCUCCUCCACUCCAUAACCGGUGCAUACCCCACGAACCCGUCUCCACAACUUCAAUCAGAAACCAAAUCCUUCCUCACCACAUUCGGCAAACUAUACCCAUGCUGGGUGUGCGCCGAAGACUUCCAGAAGUGGAUGCAGAAGAACACACCGAGAGUCAGUUCGAGGAGUGAAUUUGGAGAGUGGAUGUGCGAGGCGCAUAAUGCUGUGAAUGAGAAGCUGGGGAAAGAGCAGUUUGAUUGUAAGAAGUGGGAGGAGAGGUGGAGGACGGGGUGGAAGGAUGGGAGGUGUGAUUUCUAG